Molecule: messenger RNA, 1371 nt
Organism: Nematocida minor
Lineage: Eukaryota; Fungi; Microsporidia
Exons: 1
Coding region: 1-1371 (456 amino acids)
Source: RefSeq, a predicted model, not a curated record
AUGGAGAGAGAGCUAAGAGAGUGUCUGCAGAAGAAAACAGCAGGAGUGUUUGGAGGGUACUCAAAGGAGGCGUAUGUGCAGGAAGUGGUGUGCUAUUUGAUAGAGAGGUACCAGAAGAAGAAGUACAACGAGCGGCCAGCCAAGCAGCCAGAGGUAAAGAAAACGAGGCUAUCUUCGUUUGAGAACUACACAGAGACCACGUCGCUGAACAGGUGCACGGUAUGCAUUGUAGUUCCUAACGCAGGGCUCGUGGCUGAAAUAGUGGCUCGUCUCUUGGAGAAUAAAAGCCUCCAUUUGAACGAGCUGAGAAAGGGGCAGUAUGCAAUGACGGGAGAUGACAACGACGACUUUAUCCUGCCUCUGAACUAUACGGAAGAAGAAGGAUUCAACGAGACAAGCAACUAUCAGGCAGACAUUGUGAUAGCAACCACAAAAGCACUGGUUACUCUGGGCGAUAAGCGGAUAGAUAGAAAGAAAUACUUCAUCGAAGAAAAAGACCAGCUGGCUGACUUCAAACAGAAAGUCAAACAAGAAAUGAAUAUGUACGCUUUUCUAUCCGGUGUAGACACAGCCAUUCUGAUGGAUGCUGAUAUUUUGCACAUACAAAACCCCCUCUCUCUUUUGGAAACAAUAAGAAUAUUGGAAGAGUCAAAGCCUGCACCAAAACAGAACUUGAACCUAAGAUACCUAAGCAGCGGGCCGGAGAAGAAGGCGUUCAUAUUUCUAGCAAAUAUCAUCACACCCGAGCUGGUGAGUAUAUCGAGGAAGUACGAGCAUGCGAAAGUUUUGUCAAAAAAAGUAACAAAGAGCACAAAAAUAAAAGACAGCAUGCACUUCAGAAUGAACAAAAGCACAGAGGUAAACAAGUACACAGAGCACCACAUAAACAACCUAACAAAUAAGUGCGAAAGAGUGCUGGUUGUCCUGAAAGACUCGGUUGAGCUGAAAAAGAUAGAAGCAGAAAUCACAGACAACUCUCCAAUGAGCAUACAGGGCAUAUUCUUCAUGGACGAAUACACGCCCACCUCAAAAAUAAAGGAUGCGCUGGAAAACAGGAAGAGAAGAGUGUGGAUUAUCACGGAAAGAUUCAUAUUCUACAGAAGAAAGAGGCUUUCCAGAAUAGUCACACCUUUCAACCCAGUCAAAGUGUUCUCCCCGCACAUUGUAAACCCAAGGCUGCUGAAGCUCUUAGCUGACACGGUAAGCCCGCAGGAGACAGAGGACAGCAUUUACAGCUCGCCCAUCAUCUUGACAGCCACCAGCACAGCAGAAGAAUACUUCUUAAGCGAGCUGUUCGGAAAACAAGUGAGCAUAUCUGAGCUAUUUGCAUACUGCGAUGACAUAAAAAUGAACAAAACAGAAGAAGAAUAA